CUCUCAGACCAGAGCCUAUGUGCGCUGACGCUUAUCGGAGGCGGGUUCUUUCGGAGGAGAAUCAAGCGAGACCGCUACAACUUGUUCUGGAAACGUGAGAAUGUGCGACGAACGUAGGAUACUGUGCCGGUGCCAGCGACCGAGCUUCGAUCAGAGAUUGUCCCUCUGGUCGCCGCCGAUCGACCGAAGCAUGGGACUGCCCCACACCACGUCUGUGCUCGGAUGGUUCGACAAUCAAAUGAAUCGACUUCAAGAGGAUCUACACAGCCUCCGUUUCUUCGGAAUUCCACAAGUCGCCAGAGUUGCCUUCGAUCCCGAAAGACGAUCCCGUCUAUUUGAUGCUCUUUUCGACGAGGACACAAGCUCGAACCUGCGACCCCAAUUUAGUCUAAACACCGCAGAGAAUCGAGUCGAGUGUCAACUUAGCACCGGUUGCGGGGAUUUCUUCAGACCGGAGGACAUCGAAGUGAACAUCAAGGGUCGAGACGUAGAAUUCAAAGCGCGUCGAGAGGAAAACUCCGACGACCGCAACAGCUAUUCAGUCCGAGAAGUACGCCGGCUGUUCACUGUCCCGGAAACAGCGGACAUUGAAGGGCUGCAGGCAGAGAUCGGUCCCAACGGGAAAGUUGUCCUCACCGCACCGCUGAUAAAGCCCGCUAUCGAAAACAAACCGCAGCAGGGUCCUAUUCCUAUAAAAAUCAACAGAGCCUGACCACGACUCGGCGUAUACAGCACACCCGUCGCCUGCGGUCAGGAUCAGGUCCCAAUGUGCUAUAGCAUUCAGCAACAUUCAGUUUCCCGCUCCCUGUUCAUAUAUGAAUAAACCGAAGACGCUUCCAAGAGUC
Galendromus occidentalis (western predatory mite) is the source of this 845-nucleotide messenger RNA. RefSeq lists its product as uncharacterized. The transcript has a single exon. The record is from RefSeq and is a predicted model, not a curated record. Lineage: Eukaryota; Metazoa; Arthropoda; Arachnida; Mesostigmata; Phytoseiidae. The coding region runs from base 101 to 712 and encodes 203 amino acids.